CGCUCUGAAGCUUCAAACUACCCCAGUUAUCCGGCGCGGUUCCUUGCUUGUGUCGAGCAGAGAUCACAAAACCAAGAAACAGCUGAGGCGCCGCGCGCGGAGGUAGCUGCCUGAACUAAUCGGUGUCGCAAUGGCUGCAACGAGUAUGAUCAGGGCGCCGAUUGGGCCGAACCCGAGGCUCGCGUGCUACGCCCCGGCGAGGGGCGGCGGCGUGGUCAGGUGCUCGUUGCAGGGCGCGGUCGUCGGCGGCCGGGCGGAGUGGCAGAGCAGCUGCGCCAUGCUGUCCAGCAAGGUGGCUGCGCUCGGGACGCACUCCAUCAACGGCCACGUCGCGCCGGCGCCGGCGCCGGCGCCAGCGGUGCUGGAUUUGGUCCCCGUGAGUAGUAUGAAUGGCGCCGUGGCUAAGAACCUGCCGCAGCCGCUUCGCAUCGCGGACCUGUCCCCUGCGCCGAUGCACGGGUCGGAGCUACGCGUGGCUUACCAGGGCGUGCCCGGCGCGUACAGCGAGAAGGCGGCCGGGAAGGCGUACCCGGGCUGCGACGCCAUCCCCUGCGACCAGUUCGAGGUGGCGUUCCAGGCCGUGGAGCUGUGGAUUGCCGACCGCGCCGUGCUCCCCGUGGAGAACUCGCUGGGCGGCAGCAUCCACCGCAACUACGACCUGCUGCUCCGGCACCGGCUCCACAUCGUCGGGGAGGUGCAGCUCCCCGUGCACCACUGCCUGCUGGCGCUGCCCGGGGUGCGCAAGGAGUGCCUGACCCGCGUGAUCAGCCACCCGCAGGCGCUGGCGCAGUGCGAGCACACGCUGACAGGCAUGGGCCUGAACGUGGUCCGCGAGGCCUUCGACGACACGGCCGGCGCCGCCGAGCACGUGGCCGCCAACGGCCUCCGCGACACGGCCGCCAUCGCCUCCUCCCGCGCCGCCGAGCUGUACGGGAUGGAGGUGCUGGCGGACGGCAUCCAGGACGACUCCGGCAACGUGACCCGCUUCGUGACGCUGGCCCGGGAGCCCAUCGUGCCGCGCACGGACCGCCCCUUCAAGACCAGCAUCGUGUUCGCGCACGACAGGGAGGGCACCUCCGUGCUCUUCAAGGUGCUCUCCGCCUUCGCCUUCCGCGGCAUCUCGCUGACCAAGAUCGAGAGCAGGCCGCACCGCCGCAGGCCCAUCCGCCUCGUCGACGACGGCAACAUCGGCACCGCCAAGCACUUCGAGUACAUGUUCUACGUCGACUUCCAGGCGUCCCUCGCCGAGCCCCGCGCGCAGAACGCGCUGGCCGAGGUCCAGGAGUACACGUCCUUCCUCCGGGUGCUCGGGAGCUACCCCAUGGACAUGACGCCCAUGACCGCCGGCUCUUCCUCCACCGUUUCCUCGUCCGAUCCCUCGUCGUCAUGAAUUGCCCUCCUGGAUGCUGGAGCUCCGAGGAGAAGUCGCCGAGUAGAGACGUUGGGUUUCUGCUUAUGUCGUCCUACUCGCCCGCCCCUCGCUGCGGCUGGAGUAAUUAAUUUUGAGUUUACUUUAAUCUUUCGUGGUAAUACGUGUAAUUGUUCCGCGGUGAAUAUAAUGUGAGAUAUAUAGUACCAGUAUGGCAUUCAUGUUCGUCUGAACA
Molecule: messenger RNA, 1604 nt
Organism: Zea mays
Lineage: Eukaryota; Viridiplantae; Streptophyta; Magnoliopsida; Poales; Poaceae
Product: Arogenate dehydratase/prephenate dehydratase 6 chloroplastic
Exons: 1
Coding region: 131-1390 (419 amino acids)
Biological process (GO): L-phenylalanine biosynthetic process
Cellular component (GO): chloroplast; cytoplasm
Molecular function (GO): arogenate dehydratase activity; prephenate dehydratase activity
Source: RefSeq, marked provisional